UGCGGGGUACCUGAAGGCAGCUCAACAGAUGAGAGAAUAGCGCGUGUCUGUGUGCGCGUGCGUGGAAGGCAGCAGCAGCCCUGCCUACCGUUGACGUUCCUCUCUCUUUCUCUUGUCACUGUUUUUCGGGAGGCGAACUGGGGGAGAGGUCCGCUCUUCGCUCGUCUUUCUUAGAAAACAGAUGGUGUGUUCGUGACCCGGCGGAGACGUAUCUUCGCUCUCACACGCCGGUGACUUCUUCAUUUACCGCUGCAGCACUUUUAACCAAAUCAAAGAGGAGCGGAGAGGAGCCAAGGGCGGACUGGACAGAGAGGAAGAACCAACCGGAGGACUCACUCACUGGGAGGCUGCACGUCCGCCUGCUCUCUUCAAUACAUUAAUUUAUUUACCCGGGCCCUGAACGUCUCCCGGCGUCCAGAAGUGCUGCCUCAGCCGGUUCCUGCUUCCUUUUAAACUGACUGCGUCUUCGUGGACUGUCCCCCAGAAUUAUUCAGCAAGCUAACAGGAACACAGAAAGUCCCCCUGCUUUUUUUUCUUCUGAACUCAGACGGUGGUGGCCAGAGGGACACUGAGUCCUCGCCUCUGUUUCCUCUUAUCAGCCCCUAUCGGUUGCUGUGUUUUCCACCGGCUGUGCGUGCUUUCCUCCUUUCUCAGCAGAAGACGAUGCAGGUGGAGGUAAACCGGUGACCACAGGGGCUGUUUUGUUAACUAUCCAGCAGCGUGUCAACAGAGAUGAUAGGAUAGCGUCUGGGAGGAUUUGGGGGAAAGUGAAGCGCUAAGUGGGGGGGUCAGUGUUGGUUUUCCUUCUUCAGAUGAGGCAGACACACCAUAAAGACAUGAAGUGGAUGUAGCCAACCGGUUCAGUUUUUUUAAAGCAUCAGUUUAAGCUGGAUCACUGUCUUGGUGAUCUGUGCUGCCUUCGCGGACUGUGACUAUGAGGAUUUUAUGAGAAGUGAAGCCUUUUCCCCCCAUCUACAUACAGCUAGGCUAAUCUGGGGUGGCAUUUCUUUCUUUCUUUCUUUUUCACCCGGUGUGAACACAACCCCGACUUUUAUUUUUUUCUCCUGGACGGCGAAGCUCACUCAGGGACAAAAAAUGUCUUUACGCACAGCACUGCCUGGAAACGAGCGGAACCCGGACCAUCAUACCUCCCUGUCGGCCAGCCGCUCAGAGAAGGGCACGGGCUGGUCAAGCCGCUCACUUGGUGCCAGAUGUCGUAACUCCAUCGCCUUGUGUUCAGAUGAACAGCCACACAUCGGAAACUACCGACUGCUCAAAACCAUCGGCAAAGGCAACUUCGCCAAGGUUAAACUGGCGCGACACAUAUUGACCGGCAGAGAGGUUGCAAUAAAGAUCAUCGAUAAAACACAACUGAACCCAACCAGCCUUCAGAAGGUGUUUCGAGAGGUACGCAUCAUGAAAACUCUGAACCAUCCAAACAUAGUCCAGUUAUUUGAGGUGAUUGAGACAGAGAAGACACUUUACCUGAUCAUGGAGUACGCUAGCGGAGGGGAAGUGUUCGACUACCUCGUGGCUCAUGGCAGAAUGAAGGAGAAAGAGGCCAGAGCCAAGUUCAGACAGAUUGUUUCAGCGGUGCACUACUGUCAUCAGAAGAACAUUGUUCACAGAGACUUGAAGGCGGAGAACUUGCUCCUAGACGCCGACUCCAACAUCAAAAUAGCCGACUUUGGCUUCAGUAAUGAGUUCAUGGCGGGUAAUAAACUGGACACGUUCUGUGGCUCCCCGCCCUAUGCUGCCCCGGAGCUCUUCCAGGGGAAGAAGUAUGACGGUCCAGAGGUGGACAUCUGGAGCCUGGGGGUAAUUCUGUACACGCUUGUCAGCGGGUCCCUGCCCUUUGACGGACAGAACCUAAAGGAGCUGCGAGAGCGUGUUUUGAGGGGGAAAUAUCGCGUGCCCUUCUACAUGUCAACGGACUGCGAGGGAAUCCUGCGCCGCUUCCUGGUCCUCAACCCCACCAAGCGCUGCUCGCUGGAGCAAAUAAUGAAAGACAAGUGGAUUAAUAUUGGCUAUGAUGGCGAUGAGCUGAAGCCCCACAUGGAGCCUGUGGAAGACUUUAACGAUACCAGCCGCAUUGAUGUGAUGAUUGGGAUGGGAUUCACCAGAGAAGAGAUCAGAGACGCGCUGGCCAAUCGAAAAUACAAUGAGCUCACUGCCACAUACCUGCUGCUGGGGCGCAAGACGGAGACGGAGGUCGCUGACUCUCGGUCUAGCAGCACUUUAAGUCUGGCUCGAAUCCGGCCCGGCACCAUCACCAACGGAACAAGCAAGCACUCCACUUCUUCUUGCUCCUCGGGUGCACAGUCUUCCUCUUCUGGCCAUAAGGCACAGCGCAGUGCCUCCACGUACCACCGCCAGAGACGACACUCUGAUUUCUGCGGUCCAGCUGUUCCAGGAUCAACACACCCCAAACGAAGUCCCAGCGGUGUAGCUGAAGGGGCGGGGCUUAGAGAGGAGCGGCUGUCGAUACGCAAGCCAAGCACCAACACUGUUGGCUCCCGUAGCAUCCCCACCCCCUCCAGUCCCAUGGUUAGCUCUGCUCACAACCCAAAUAAAGCUGAGAUACCUGACCGGCGUAAGGAGGUUAACUCAACCACGAAUAACAUCCCUGCUAGUGCUAUGACUCGAAGGAACACGUAUGUGUGCACAGACCGAUCCAAUUCUGAUAGACACGCCCUGCUACAAAACGGCAAAGAAAACAGUUCCACAUCCCACCGCCUCCCCCCUGCCUCCCCCUCUACCCACAGCAUUGCAGGUGCUUCUGGGACCUCCUCGUCAUCCUCCACGCCUUCCUCCCGUCUGUCCCGGGGAUCCACCGUUAGGAGCACUUUUCAUGGAGGGCAGAUUAGAGACCGUCGGCCUCCCUCUCACGCUCCUCCAGCGUCUCCUACGCUGUCCCACGAUGCCAGCCCACUGCCCCAUGCCAGAACCCGGGGUACGACCAACCUGCUCAGCAAAAUCACCUCCAAGUUGACUCGCAGGGUCACAGACGAACCUGAGAGAAUCAGCAGAUCUCCGGUCACAAGUCGCCAUCUAUCUGGGCAUCAGAAAGCGGCCGAGCCCCGGACCCCCCGAUGCGGCUGGGAUGUGAGGGUACGGAGCCCCCGUGACCCGGCCGAGGUGGUGCUAGCGCUGCGUGAGGCGGCACAGGGCUGCGGCUGCCAGGUCCACCUGGCCGGGCCUUUCCUCCUGUCCUGCACCCACGGAGCAGCCGGGGCCCGCGUGGCCUUCGAGGCCGAGGUCUGCCAGCUGCCCAGCGGGCUGGGCCAGAGCAGCGGUGUAAAGUUCAAGCGCCUGUGGGGGGCACCGUUAGCCUUUAGAGACAUUGCCACCAAAGUGUCCAAGGAGCUGGAGCUCUGAGGGCAACCGGAGGUGGGGCAGAUUGACAACGCACAGGACAGGUUAAUGAAUGAUGAGGGAUGAAGAGGAGAAGGGUCAAAAGCCCUCUUCUCUUCAUCCCUGGGCUCCACCUCAGCUGACGUGGCUAAUGAUGCCUCGCCUCCGCCAAAGACCCUCUUCUUCUGAUGCCACCAGUCACAGGCAGACAAACGGAUACACAGAUGUGGAUAGGCCACCGCCGCAGGCUUAUGAUGACCCUUGACCUUGGAGCUGUCAGUGACCUACAAUCCCUGCUUAACAUCACCACCAUAAAAAAAUGAGCCCAUAGAGUCAGACUGUUUUUGUUUUCAUGAUUUCAUAUUUGAUGAUGAUGAUGGGGAUGGUGCGAAUGAUGGAGCUUGAUAAGUUGUUGUUGUUGUUGUUGUUGUUGACAUUGUUAUUCCUUUUGUAUCAUAUUUGUUGUCAUUCCUUUUUAAAGAGCUGCUAUUUAAAGAAAUGUUUUAAUUUUUGUGUAUUAAGUUUAUUUUCUUUCUUUAGUGCUUUUAAAACGGGCAGACAUUUGGCAAACAUCACAUAUUUAAGCGAGGGUGUAGUGUGACCUCCGGCCUCUAGAGGGAGACAUGCAGAAAUGCAAAGACAAGCGUUGCAGAAUUUCUGCCCAUCCAUGAACAAAAUCGGUGUUUCUGCUCAUUUGGGAGUCUGACAUGUUUGCAUCAUUUCAGGUAAACUGCUUCUCUGCCUGCUGGGCUCAUAGCUGGCAGGUGAAGCCCUUACAGACAAGCAAAGCUGCCUAAUAAUACAGGACCAACCUGAUUAUUUAAGCGUUCGCUCUGAUCCUUAAAAAACAAAUACAACUUCACCAAAUGUUUGUCCUUUAAAGUGCUAAGUUUAAUGUGUUCCUUGCAAUAGAAGAAAUUAAUUUUAAUAUCUAGCAGGAUGUCCCUGUAUCCAUGUUGGUUUCAUCAGUUUUAUGUUGUAUUUUUCCUAAAAAAACAAAAACAAAAAAACAAGCCAAUCGGUGUGCAUUAUUGUGACACAGAUACACAAGUUAAACAACCAGUGUGUAGGAUUUUGUAGCAUGUAAGAGUGAGGUUGCAGAAAACAUCCCUACCACCACAUGGUAGGUUCUCUCUUGAGCUGGUGUUUGGGUUUCUUAGUCUGACCCAACUGAUGGUGCGAUGCUCCGGGUGCAGGACAAGCUCCCACUGUGUAGAUAAAAAUGGCUAAAGUUAAGCUAAAAAAUUUGCAAUGCGUAGUUACAUGUGCUUAUACACUAAUGUAAACAUAACUAUGAAUGCCAUAUACAUUUCUGCUAAUGGAGCUUCAGGCCUCCUACACACUGGUCCUGAUGAAAGCAGUUCCAGUAAAUAAAGAAUAAAAUGCACGUAAAAUGCAUUUAAUGAAAAUGCAUUUUUGCCCAUCAAAAUUUUUAAAAAGAGUAUUUAUUUAAAAUGGCAGCAACAACAAAAAAUCUCUUUCCUUUUUUACCAGGUUAAUCCAAACAUGAUUUAACCACCUUUCUUCUGACAGUCUCCUAGAUCACUCGUGACCUGCUCAGGGUUUGGGUUUUAGCCACAUGUCACAUGAAGUCUUAUCAGUUCACCCUGGAAUCACUGUUUUCCCUUCACCUAACCAUAAACGCUUGAGCUGGCGGAUGUUGAGGUUAAAAACUUGGUCCACUUUCCAAAAGUGAUGACUCAUAUUUUUAAUAAAAACAUUCAUAAAAGGAAGAAAGAGACCUUUAGGUUUUUUCCUCAUAAUUUUACCCCCCAAACACAUGUUGUAGUGUAUACUGGUUUGGUUUCCAGUGGAGGAGCUGAUGCUUCACUGGGUAGUUAAUGGUAGGAAACAGUAUCCCAGCCUGUUGCCACUGCUUCAAUUGAGUGUAGUGCAAUACAGAAACAAAGCCAAGAAUCAAGACUUGAAUAAGCACUGAUUAUGAUUAACAGGGCUCCUUGUUUGUUUUAUUUUUUUGUAUUGCUGGAACGUUUUUGAAAUUUGUUAAGCACUUUCUUUCUUUUUUUAGACACUUUUUCUUUUUAAUAUCCCUUUUUUUUCUUUCACCCAUUUAAAGCCCAUUACAAAGAAUACUAGGAAUCAUCCUGAAUGUCUUUCUUUGCUUAUAUGGCUUCUUGACUUUACAUGGUAAAACCAGCUGUGACGUCUUCAGGUUUCCAGGUCGAUGUGCCACUUGGUUACAGUGAUGUUACUGUAACCAAAUUAGAGGGAACCGAUGUACAGGUACGUUUAAAAAGUACCAAAUUUCUGAUGAACUCUCAACUCAAAUGAAAAUCUGUCUUACAUCAGUCUUUUUUUUGUGCUUUAUUACACUGAUUUCUUCUUUGAAAGAUCUUUACCAAACUGUAGACUUUAUCCUCUGUUUACCAAUCAGACUGCAGCACUGCUGAAAGGUGUAUGACUGUUGACCAAUCAGACUUAAGUAUUGCUGUAAGAGGUUUAUGACUGUUAACCAAUCGAACUCCUGCCUUGUCAAAGCUCGCGGUGUGCGCGUUGAUGAGACAGUAGUUUAAAGGGGGAAUGUGACCUUGAAUGACCUUUAAUAAUUCAUUUUUCUUUUAUAAAAAAAACACUUUGCUGCUCAUUAAAGAUCAUAGUUACCAAAAUUAUACCAACAGAGACUUGGCUGAGCGCUACGCUGAUCACACAUUGGUGCACGGACACUGAUAACUCCAAAAUCAAAAGGUUGUUGUACGUCUAUUGUAACUCUAUAAAGCUACGCAACUAUAACUUGUCCUUUUCAAGUAUGCAGCAUCUGAUGAAACACUGGGAAUGGAAAUGUUGGAUGUUAGAGCAGAUUUGUGAUCUUUCACUACAGGAAUUUAUCUGUUUCAUGGGAGAUUUCAGCCGCGGCAGGUCUCCACCGCUGUCUGAUAAUGUGAAGCUGUGAUUUAGGGCUAGUUUUGCAGAUUUCUUUCUUUUUUGUUUGUUUUAUUUUUUAUUUCGUGUAUAACGGAGCCUCGCCCCGUCGGGCUGUUCUCUAGAUACGGUUAGGGCCGCGCUUUAAGGCUACAGUUCUGUUGUGUAGUGUGUUUAAAGCCGUCGCUGUUAUCAGUAAAACUUAACUUAUGGGCUGAAAUUACAGAAAUGAUCGACCUGCAAUCCUGCAUGUCUCCUUGGAAAUAACGUGUCACACAAAAAUAAAGACUUUCAACCUCUUUCUUAUUUUAUGUCUGUUUUUUUUUUUUUUUUACCUAUGUGCACCCAAAAAAGCUGUUAGUGUUCAAGAAUCGUGCUUGCUGUCAGUGAAAUUAACGUCCUCUGCAGGUAGUUGUCAGGAGAUCCCAUAAAGAAAAGAUGACAUAACCAGGAAGCUUGAUUGUCACAUGGGGCAUCAUUUAAUAGUCCAUUAUAUUGUACAACCAAAAAAAAAAUUCCUUUGGUGUGUGUGUACAUAGCCACGGUCAGACUAUGCAUGGAUUGAUCCCAGGAUGUUACCGAGAAGAUGGGAAGAGAGAUGGUUAGAGUUAGAAGAAACCAAAGAAAGUGGAGGAGAGGAUGAGAGGAGUAAUGAUGGCAGAAAUAAGUAAGAAAGGAAGGAGGAUAAAGAGAAGUGGAGUGUCUGUUGAUGGAAAGAAGAAAGCUUAAAGUAGCCAGUUGGCUGAAACCAGUAAAAUAACUUUACAACAAGGCUACCGCUUCAU
This is a messenger RNA of Oreochromis aureus, 7019 nucleotides long. RefSeq names its product MAP/microtubule affinity-regulating kinase 4b (gene mark4b). The record is from RefSeq and is a predicted model, not a curated record. NCBI's taxonomy places the organism in Eukaryota, Metazoa, Chordata, Actinopteri, Cichliformes, Cichlidae. The transcript has 17 exons. Gene Ontology annotation, molecular function: tau-protein kinase activity; ATP binding; protein serine/threonine kinase activity. Bases 946 to 3378 code for a protein of 810 amino acids. Gene Ontology annotation, cellular component: cytoplasm. Gene Ontology annotation, biological process: protein phosphorylation; microtubule cytoskeleton organization; intracellular signal transduction.